AUGGCUGUCGAGUUAAAGGUCAUAAUUCAGCUUCGUGAUGGCUGCAUCCAUGCUGUCCAAAGGGAAGGAUUAGUUAUCGCUCGCGGCGUGAAAUAUGCCGAAGCUAGACGGUUCGAGGCUCCGCGGCCUUCCCAAAAAUGGGAUGAUAUUAUCGACUGCACAAAACCGGCCACGAUAUGUCCCCAGUUACCUUCGCGUCUUGAGAUGAUCAAUGGCCCGAUAGCUGCAAGAAGGACGAUGGACGAAGCCUGCUUGCACGUCAGCGUUUUCUCGCCCUCGCUUAGCCACUCCAAGGACGAUGGCUUGAUCCCUGUUAUGGUCUUUCUACACGGGGGUGGAUACUCGUCCGGGGCGGGCGAUCUUGACUGCUACAGUGGCGCUCCGCUUGCUUCUAUGGGAGUAGUGGUCGUUAACAUCACUUACCGACUGGGAAUAUUUGGAUACCAGCCCAUUGAAGGAAUCGCCCCACCCAACCUGGGCCUUCUAGAUCAAAUUGCAGCACUUCGCUGGGUCCAAGACAAUAUCCAAUGCUUUGGUGGCGAUCCUAAGAGAGUUUGCCUAUUUGGAGAGUCAGCGGGUGCAGAUUCAAUCUUCUGUCUACUGGGUUCGGAUGAUGUUGAAGGUCUUUUCCAUCGUGUAAUAUUGCAGAGUGCUCCAUGGGCGUUCAGGUAUAUGGACCAAGAUAGCCGACAUAAAAUGAUCGAGGCACUUUCGUCGAUGGCUGGCGAUCUUCUGCCAAGAAAUCACGAUACUGCAUCGAUAGAGGAGCUUUUGAGGGUACAGCAAAGGCUCAUGAUUGCAGCGACAUCUUUUCCCAUGGCAGUGAUACCGUUUGGGCCCAUUAUUGGGCAUUACCCCCUGCCGCAGAAGUCGGAAUUUGAUGGAAGGUUGGAGUCUGCCAUUCAUCGCGUGCCGAUAUUUAUCGGCUACACGAAAGACGAGGGCCGAGCGUUCGAGGGCAUGUUCAAUCAAAUGAAGCCUAGACCUGUAAUUCCCGUGGGAAAAACUGUCGCUAGCUUCAUCUCCAAGCAUUGGUUUCAGGACCCAGCGGAGCAGUUUUUUAGGAGGAUCAUGGACGCUGGUAGACAGCCGUGGUUUUACGUGUUUAGCCUGGCGCCCGAUCAGAAUCAGUUCGGUGCAAUUCACACAAUCGACAUGCCCUUUCUGCUUGGAACAUGGGAUAACUGGAAAGAGGCGCCAAUGAUGAGUGGGCGAAAUACGCAAGAACUCGUGGAACGGGUUGGCUCAGAGGUCAAGAAGCUCUGGGUAGCGUUUGCCGAAGGAAGGAAUUCUGGGACCGCGCAGUUUGUUAUUGACGAGCACUUUACUUUUCACAAAUAG
Penicillium macrosclerotiorum is the source of this 1341-nucleotide messenger RNA. Its product is annotated as carboxylesterase type B active site protein. The record is from RefSeq and is a predicted model, not a curated record. Lineage: Eukaryota; Fungi; Ascomycota; Eurotiomycetes; Eurotiales; Aspergillaceae. The transcript has a single exon. The coding region runs from base 1 to 1341 and encodes 446 amino acids.